Molecule: messenger RNA, 5258 nt
Organism: Octodon degus (degu)
Lineage: Eukaryota; Metazoa; Chordata; Mammalia; Rodentia; Octodontidae
Gene: Fcrl3
Product: Fc receptor like 3
Exons: 13
Coding region: 183-2300 (705 amino acids)
Biological process (GO): cell surface receptor signaling pathway
Molecular function (GO): transmembrane signaling receptor activity
Source: RefSeq, a predicted model, not a curated record
GAAAGUGCACAGUGGCAAGGCUACAUUUCCAAGGGGGGCCAUGCUUGCGUUGCUAGCACCCAAGAGGUAACAUGGUACUAAGUUCUUCCACUUCCCUUUUUCAAUUUUUGCAGCUCUUCUCUGAGAAACAUCUUCCCACCUUCCUCUUUUGGCAGAGAUAAGCCUGACUCGCUGAGGCAAGCAUGUCCUGUCCUGAGCUCCGUCGGUUCCUUACACAUCUGUGGCCGCUCCUGCUGAUUCUGGCUCCUGGAAGAGAACAAGCAGAUGUACCUCCAAAAGCUGUACUUCUGCUUGAUCCUCCAUGGUCCACAGUAUUCAAAGGAACAAAGAUGACUCUCCGAUGCAUGGGAUUCCAUUCCCGAACUACAGGAAAAAUAUCUUGGUUGCAGGGCAAGAGGUAUUUGAAUGAAGUAUCUGAAAGCAUCAGUAUUAAAUCAUCUGGGAAUUACCAAUGCAAGACCCCUGAAUCCUCUCUCAGUGACCCAGUGCACGUGGAAUUUUCCUCUGGCGUACUGAUCCUUCAGGCUUCACACCCCAUCUAUGAAGGAGAUAAUGUGACCCUGAGAUGCCAAGGGAAGAAAGAAGAGUACACAAAGGAGAAGACAUACUACAAAAAUGGAGAACAACUUCAUGAUACUUAUAAUUUAGAUAGCAUCACUAUAGAUUCAGUUUCCAUGUUCCCUGGCACAUAUCAUUGUACUGCUUCUGUAAAAUUUUGGUCAUUUGAUAAGACAAGAACUUCAAACUCUUUAAAGAUUCAAGUUCAAGAACUAUUUCCACGUCCUGUGCUGAUUGCUAGCUCCUCCCGGCCCAUAGAGGAUGGCCCAGUGACUCUGACCUGUAAGACCCAGCUCGUCCUGCAGAAACCAGAUAUCCAGCUCCAGUUCUGCUUCUUCAGAGGUGACCAGACCCUGAGGCUGGGCUGUAGCAGCUUCCCAGAGCUCCAGAUACCUUCUAUGAAGACUGAAGAUUCAGGGUCCUACUGGUGCCAGGCAGAGACUCCCAGGAUCAAAAAAUGGAGCCUGAGAUCCCAAAUAUAUGUCCAGAGGGUCCCUGUGUCUAAUGUGACUCUGAGGAUCCAGCCUCCAGAGGGGCAGCUGAUUGAAGGACACAACCUGCUUCUCACCUGCUCAGUAACAGAGGGCACAGGGCUUAUUACCUUCUCAUGGCACAGAGAUGGAACAGGCAUUCUGGGCAGAAAGACCCAGCGUUUCCAGCUGGCAAAGCUGCAGGUGUCCAAAGUGACGGAACACCAUGCAGGGAGAUAUUACUGUUCAGCUGACAAUAAUAAUGGUCCCAUUCUCAGCAAGAGGACUCAAGUCACUGUGAAAAUUCCAGUUUCUAGCCCAGUCCUCACCAUUAGGGCUCCCAGGGCCCCAGCUGUGGAGGGGGAUGUGGUGGAGCUGCACUGCCAGGCCCUGAGAGGCUCCCUCCCCAUCUUGUACCUGUUUUAUCAUGAGGACAUGACCUUGGGGAACAGCUCAGCUCCCUCUGGAGGAGGAGCAUUUUUCAACCUUUCCUUGACUGAGGAACAUUCUGGAAAAUAUUCAUGUAAGGCUGACAAUGGCCUGGGGUCCCAGAGCAGCCCCAAAGUGAUCCUGAAUGUCACAGUUCCAGUAUCCUGCCCUGUCCUUACCUUGCGGUCCCCUCAAGCCCAGGCUGUGGUUGGGGACAUAGUGGAACUUUACUGUGAGGCCCAGAGAGGCUCUCCGCCAAUCCUGUAUCGGUUUUACCAUGAAAAUGUCACUCUGGGGAGCAGCCCAGCUCCCUUGGGAGGAGGAGCAUCCUUCAACCUCUCGUUGAACACAGAACAUGCUGGAAACUACUCCUGUGAGGCUGAUAAUGGGAUGGGAGCCCAGCGCAGUCAGGUGAUGACACUCAGUGUCACAGAAAUUUCUAGGAACAUAGCUGGUCCUGCCACUGGAGGAGUCAUUGGGGGGUUGUUUGGUCUUGUGCUUUCUGCUGCUUUGCUGUAUCACUUCAGGACCCAAAGGAACUCAGGAGAAGCUUCUGCUACAGCAAUACCUAGUUAUAGUCCCAAUGAAAGUCAAGAGCCCCCCUCGUCCAGACCCUCCACAACCAACACUGGAGAGCCCAUGCCUUAUGAGGCACAGGCCCUAAGAGACCUGCAGCCAGUUUACAGCAAUGUAAAUUUGCCAAGGAUGCAUUGGGAAGAUAAGGAACCUACAGUCAUUUAUUCAGAGGUGAAGAAGAUACAUGCAGAUGGAUUUACAAAGCAGACCAGCAGGAGAGAGAGUGACCAUGCAGAUGACACAGGAAACUAUGAGAAUGUCUGUUGAGUAUCUGCAGACUCGGAUUACUAACUCCUUCUCCAGAGUGGCCCACAGAGACUGUAGGAGCAGCUGUACUCGUCUCCUCUUUUCUUAGGCUUCUCCCCAAGACUCUGUCUCCACGCACACCUGCAUAUCAUGGAUGUGAAGCUGAGCAAAGGGUUUCCCACCUCUUCUGCAUCUGGGGCUGCAUGUUCUGUAAGAGCAGGAUGUGCAGCAUUUGAGCAAGUGCUGCAUUCUUGCUAAAAGAAUGGUUUGUCCUCUGGGGCUGUGCAAUAGAUGAGGAGCUUGUCUAGCCUUGGUCACAAGGGCUUUACUAGUGGAAUUAUAGCAAACACACAAAUAAUUCUAGGCAUCAUCAUUUCAUUUUAUGGAUGAAAUAGAGGCUCACAGAGGUGCUUAUCCAAGGUCAUAUGAAAACAAAAGCAGGAUCUAAACUUAAAUCUGAUCAGCUCUGAAGUCUGUGCUCUCAAAUGCUACACUACUCUGCUUUUUCUCUUCAAGGUUGAUCCUAGAAUUCAAAAGAACCAAACAGUGCUGUGGAAAGGAAAUUACAUGCAGUUUACUAAACAGCUGACUUAAGCAUGUAUCAAUGAUAUUUAGGUUUGGUCUAUUAUGAGCUUCUAAUCCUUCUCACUAAACUGUGCUAAGGCUCUCUUCUUUCAUUGUCUUGGUUUUGCUUCAUUGAUCCCUUAUUUUUCCCUCAAUGAUCAUUUUGUAUGCAAUUUGCAUCAAAAUGGUUUUUCUUGUCUGGGAGGCUUUGAAUGCUAUUUGCAUAAGUUUCACAGUCACUGUUGAAAUUGCUCAAAGUAUGGAAUCCUUAUCAAAUCUGUUUCUAAGGAGAUUUGCUUUCCAGCAAUGCCAAGUGCUAUAUGAAGCAAUAUGUGUCUCCACCUGUCUUAAUUUCUUUUCUCAUUGCUGAGACAAAAUACCCAAUACAGAAACUAAAGGAGGGAAGGUUUAUCUAGCUCACGGUUUUUAGAAGUUUUGGUCCAUUGUUGGCUGGCUCCAAGGCAGGGGUUGUUACAGGAGGGGAGCAUUGCGGGAAAGAAACAGUCCACAGCAAACAGGCAGGUGACAAGAAUGCAUUAGCCCUCCUUCUAUGCUUCGUUUUUAUGCAGACUACCUCCCCUAGGGAAAAUAUAGCACUCACACCCUUAAUUCUAGUAAGAACUAUGCCAAACCAGUCAGUAAUCACACACCCUUGAUCUCAGUACCACACACUCUGGAUCCAACCAGCUCUGAGCCCCUCUCCCUCAUAUCUGUAUGUGGCUUUAGGGGUCUUUUAAACACCAGCUGCAACACUGUCUAUGUAUGUGCUAUUUCUUCAUGAGAUAGACACCAUUUUUUAAAAAUUAAUUCAUUCUAUUUAAUGAAUAGUGAGCUUCUAAGUAGUCUUAUUAGAUCAACACAUGAUAGAUAGAUAGACAGAUAGAUAGAUACAUACAUACAUAAACAGAUGGAUACAUCCCCAAUCAAACAGCAGCUAUGGUCUUCAAGAAACCUCCUUUGUCCUGGAUAAGAUGUUCCUCUUGUCUGUAGCAGCCCAGUGUUACUGCUUAGCUUGAACACUUGCUAUUUGGAUCUAAUGAAGCACAGCCCCAAACCAGUAAAUCGGAUGAUUCAUACAACUCAGAUGGCAAAGCUCUUGUUCACUCAGGAGCCAUUGUUACCUGAGCUGGUAGUGGAGGUAGAGACACAGAGUACCAAUCAGUAAGCCCAUGGGAGAAUAGCACCCCCAACACUCCAGCUCAUGUACUUCUCAUUUACUUCCCAGUUAACUGACAAUCAUUGAGCAUCUAUCACUGAAGAACAGCAAAUGAAAAUAUGUCACUCUGCUUAAAUUUCAGGAAAAUUGGCAGGAUCACUUUUGCUUAGAUUCCAUAUCCAACUGGAAGUACAGGUUUUUUUCUGAGUUGGAGAAGGAAUGACUGAAAUUGUUAGUCUUGAUCAUGUGGUAUUACAUGAAACUUUAUAACUUUGAAAACAUUAGGCCUUAAGAACAGAAGCUGGUAAGGUCGCUGGUGUACAAUGACUGGCAUGAUUUAUAGACUUCAUUGAUUUCACACCUGGCAUUGUUCAUCACCUCAUGUAAAUAACACGACAAUGCUUUGCAAACCUUGAGAACAACUCAAACAUGAAGAUAGGAAGUGUAUUUCAGAUUUUAUGCUUUUCCCCUUGGCUGUCAAUAGUUUGGACAGAAGAAAGUAUUGCAUGUGUCAAAAUGCAAUUUAAUUUGAAGUUUUUAAUCUUAGACUAAUGAAUUUAACUAGCAAGCUAAUUCACUGAGGAAAAGUUCAUUUUCUUUUUAGUGAGGGAAUACAUAUUUUUAUUAGGAAAGAGGGGUUUAUGUGUCAUGUUUCUGUAUUACUAGACACAAAAUACAACUAAGAAUGGUGGGCCUGGCCCUUAGAGACACCAAAAAAUUCAGGUGGAGUCUGUAUAUGCUUAAAAUACACUCCAAAUGCCUUCCUAUCUGGUGUUACAGGAAGGUUAAAACUGUUGUAUAUGAGGGGAAGAAGGGAUGUUACUCUGUGCCUGCCAUGAGAAACCUAUUUAAAAGAUUGGGCAUCACAGGCAAAAUAUUUCCUCUAUUGAUGUACGCAAGAGAAAAGCUCUAGGCUAGGAGAAGGAAUAGGAAUAAGGCAGAGUCCUAUGGGUUCAACAGUCAUUCUCCCGAGGAGUGAGUCAGUGCUGCAGGUGGCUCUGAGAUAGGCAGCUUUUGGGAUGAAGGGCAUUAGGAAGUUACAGAUGUAGGCAGCAAGAAGGGGGUUCCUCUGGGUGCAGACUAGCUCUGCAUGAACUAGAGACCUCGUUUUAGAACUCUAUCUAGGUCUUCAGAAUAAGAACAAAUGCUAGUAGCUUUAAGCAGUCAGAGAGAGUCUAAGGAGGGUUUGGAGAAGAUUCAAGAGAAAGUUGUUUCCACACAAUUAAGAAAGUAUCAGAAGAGGGUUACGGAUACAGUUC